This is a messenger RNA of Thamnophis elegans (Western terrestrial garter snake), 360 nucleotides long. RefSeq names its product avidin-like. The record is from RefSeq and is a predicted model, not a curated record. Gene Ontology annotation, molecular function: biotin binding. The coding region runs from base 37 to 360 and encodes 107 amino acids. The transcript is spliced from 3 exons. NCBI's taxonomy places the organism in Eukaryota, Metazoa, Chordata, Lepidosauria, Squamata, Natricidae.
CUGACUGGCAACUGGGUGAGUGACCAGGGCUCCAGGAUGGUCAUCUCGGACAGCAACAAUCCCGGGGUGUUCAGCGGCUCCUACCUGACCGCCGUGGCUGCCACCGACAACACCAUCCGGGCUUCCCCUCUGCAGGGCAUCCAGCACCAGGCGGACCAGCGGGCCCAGCCCACCUUCGGCUUCACCGUCAACUGGAACUUCUCCGAGUCCACCACCGUCUUUGUGGGUCAGUGUUUCCUGGACGAGGAUGGAGAGGAGCAGCUGAAGACCACCUGGCUGCUGCGUGUGGAGGUGGGAUCCGUGGCAGAGGACUGGGGGGCAACCCGGGUUGGCACGGACACUUUCUAUCGUACCAAGUGA